Molecule: messenger RNA, 816 nt
Organism: Cantharellus anzutake
Lineage: Eukaryota; Fungi; Basidiomycota; Agaricomycetes; Cantharellales; Hydnaceae
Exons: 3
Coding region: 338-595 (85 amino acids)
Source: RefSeq, a predicted model, not a curated record
GUCAGACCCUCCAUCAUCAUUUCUCAACUGAUCCCCUCGUUGUCAGACAACUCUAUGAGACGUAUGGCAUUUCUGGGCCGCCAAGUUUUUUCCACAUUGUCUGUGGCUUGAUGUUAGAAUUCAAUGGCUAUUAGGGUGGCGGAUCGGCCACCAUGGGUUUAAGUACGGCGAUUGGAGACGCUCUUGUGCUACUCGAUCGCCGGAGAAGCUCUCGCAAACCGAAGCACGACCAAUUCGCAGAACCCUUACUUUGAUUUAGGAGUCACCCAUAGCUCGGUGACGUGUGAAAAGUUGGAUCAUUCACGAAUCAGCAUCUCAAUCCCGUACCACUGGCGCGAUGUUUACCUCUGCCAAUCCUACUUCUCCCCCUAACCCGCAAGCGCUAUCCCUUUUUGCUCCCCGCUUAAUGUCCAUGGGCUUCUUUUCAGGCCACAUCAUGACUCCACCGAAGUUCGGGAUAAAACCUAGCUUAGUCCGUUCUCGGAUUGGGCGUUCACACGCAGGGUGGGAGAGCCAAAGAAGAGGCGACUGCGUUGUCCAUAUAGCCUCCACAAGGAACUAUGGUCAAAGUUCGCCAUUCAUAUCUCAUUUCUGAUCGACCACACGCGAACAAGGAUUGGACGCGUUCAUGGUGGCAUGUACAUCAACUCUCAAACUUUGAAUGUUUCCGAACGACUCGAAGUUUUAUUUCCAUUCAUGUUCCGCGGUAUUCCUCUAAUAUGACCGCCCCGCUGUAUUGGAUCUAAGGCCGUCUUUGCAGUCACUACCCAAUGAAAACUGUGUACAUGUCGGGGUACCACCCGUACUCCUUUACUA